Messenger RNA from Gambusia affinis (western mosquitofish), 5772 nucleotides. RefSeq names its product SMG7 nonsense mediated mRNA decay factor (gene smg7). Lineage: Eukaryota; Metazoa; Chordata; Actinopteri; Cyprinodontiformes; Poeciliidae. Gene Ontology annotation, molecular function: telomerase RNA binding; telomeric repeat DNA binding; protein binding. Gene Ontology annotation, biological process: nuclear-transcribed mRNA catabolic process, nonsense-mediated decay. Gene Ontology annotation, cellular component: telomerase holoenzyme complex. Bases 127 to 3678 code for a protein of 1183 amino acids. The transcript has 22 exons. The record is from RefSeq and is a predicted model, not a curated record.
UCUCCGCCCCUGCUCCGCCCCCGCUCCGCGGGCCCUCUGCAGGUCACACAGGAACAUUAUGGCGCCUGGAGGAGAGUUAGCUUCGGGACCAGUCGUAGUAUAAAGGACCGGUUUUGACCCGGGAGAAUGAACCUCUGCGCCCAGUACCUGCGCCAGGCUGAGGCCCUGAAGGCUGACAUGACAGACUCCAAGCUGGGGGCAGCAGAGGUGUGGACGUCCCGCCAGGCGCUGCAGGACCUCUACCAGAAGAUGCUGGUGACGGACCUGGAGUACGCUCUGGACAAGAAGGUGGAGCAGGACCUGUGGAACCACGCCUUCAAGAACCAGAUCACCACGCUGCAGAGCCAGGCCAAGAACCGGGCCAACCCGAACCGCAGCGAGGUCCAGGCCAACCUGUCUCUGUUCCUGGAGGCCGCCAGCGGCUUCUACACCCAGCUGCUGCAGGAGCUCUGCACCGUCUUCAAUGUGGACCUGCCGUGCCGGGUCCGAUCGUCUCAGCUUGGCAUCAUCAGCAACCGGCAGGGCGGCGGUGGUGGCGCCAUCGUCACGCCGCAGCCCAGCUCCUGCUCCUACAUCUGCCAGCACUGCCUGGUCCACCUGGGAGACAUCGCUCGCUACCGGAACCAGACCAGCCAGGCGGAGUCGUACUACCGACACGCGGCCCAGCUGGUUCCGUCCAACGGUCAGCCCUACAACCAGCUGGCCAUCCUGGCCUCCUCCAAAGGCGAUCACCUCACCACCAUCUUCUACUACUGCCGCAGCAUCGCCGUCAAGUUCCCCUUCCCUGCUGCCUCCACCAACCUGCAGAAGGCUCUGUCCAAGGCCCUGGAGAGCCGCGACGACGUGAAAACCAAGUGGAGCGUUUCUGAUUUCAUCAAAGCCUUCAUCCGGUUCCACGGACACGUCUACCUGAGCAAGAGUCUGGACAAGCUGGACGCUCUGCGGGAGAAACUGGAGGAGCAGUUCCAGAGGUUGAUCCUGCAGAAAGCCUUCAGCUCCCAGCAGCUGGUCCACAUCACCGUCAUCAACCUGUUUGAGUUGCAUCACCUCAGAGACCUGACGGCCGACGGCGCCGAGCCGAGUGGCGCAGAGCAGCAGGUCAGCUGGUUCCAGCUGCUCGGACUCUUCAUGUCCUUCCUGGGUGUGAUGUGCGGCCGGAUUCUGCUCAAUAAGACCCGGGGGGAGGACAUCAUGGGGGAGUGUCCUCUGCCGGCCAUCAAGCUGUCUCUGGAUUGGCUGAAGCUGAGGACCAGCAUCUUCCAGGAAGCUGCCUCGUGUGAGUCCAGGUCCCCCGUCUGGCCUGGUUCCAUCCUCAACAGCUUCCAGCCCAGGGAGGAAGACCUGUCCUCUUCCUCAGCGCUGCCGCUGCCGGAGGAGUUUGAGCUGCAGGGCUUCCUGGCGCUGCGUCCGGCUCUGCGCUGCCUGGACUUCACCAAAGGUCACCAGGGCAUCCUGGUGGACCGGGACGGCCUGCCGGUCCACGCUCGCCACCAGCGCCUCGUCGCCCUGGGGAAGUGGGUCGCCGACAGCCAGCCGGGGCUGAUCCGGUGCCAGGUGAACGAGGACGGCCUGCUCCUCUUCCUCACCGACAUCCCGGAGGAGGCCAUCGAGGAGCCGCAGGAGAAGGAGGCCCCGGUGCUGCAGGAGUCGUCCAACGGCGAGCAGACGCUGAACGACGGCGGGAACUCGGGCCUGAAGUCGGUGCUGUCCGCCGGGAAGACCCAGAGCUCCUGGUCCGACGGCAACGAGCGGCCCGUCGUCACCUUCAAGGAGAACAUCAAGCCCAGGGAGCAGAGCCGGGAACCGGGCCGGAACCAGCCGCCAAAAGAGCUCAGCAAGGAGCGCCGCGACUUCCCCAAGGGCAACGGCACGGCCGCCGCCAAGAUGGAGCCCAAGAGGGACGGGAAGAGGAAGAGCGAGGCGAAGAAGGCCGCGCACGAGAAAGCAGCCGACAUCGGGAAGCAGGUGAAGGCUCAGACGGAGCUGAGAAAGACUCCGGUGUCAGAGGUCAAGAAGACUCCAGUCACACAGACCCAGACCACCGGAUCGUCCCAGUUCAUCCCCAUCCACCACCCUGGAGCCUUCCCACCGCUGCCCAGCAGACCCAGUUUCCCGCCCUCGGCCUACGUGAUCCCGCCCCCGGUGGCGUUCCCAGGAAUCCAGGUGAAUCCGGGCUUCACCUUCCCUGCCGGCGUGUCCGUCCCCGCUUCCUUCCUGCAGUCGGCCGUCCACCAGCAGGCCGGCGGCCAGGCCGGGAAGCAGUCCCACAUUCCCUACAGCCAGCAGAGGCCGUCGGGGCCGGGGGCCUCAGGCCAGGGGCCGGGGCCCCUGAGCCAGGUCCCCUCGGCCCAGCAGCAGCAGCCGUCCCCCCAGCAGGCCCUGCAGCAGUCGGUGCAGCUGCAGGUCCAGGCCCUCGGCCAGCAGCAGCAGCAAUCCCCCACCAAGCCGGGGCAGAUGGGCAAGAGUCCGCCGCACCACCCAGGGCUGCAGCAGUUCAUGCAGGUCCAGGACCAGCCGGCCGCCAUGUGGAGCCAGUCCCAGGCGGCGCUGCAGAAGCUUUCCCCGCUGCAGAUGUCCAUGAAGCAGCAGCAGCAGUUCUUCCUGGGGGCCCCGGACGCCCUGAAGCUGUACGAACAGCAGCUGCCGGGCCCCCAGCCUCACAUCUCCAACAUGGACAAGAAGAUGAAGUUCCCCGACGUUAAGAUGCAGGACUUCUACUGGGAGCCGGGGUACUGCAUGGACCGGAUGGGGGAGGGGCUGGCCCUGAUGGCGGAGCGCAUGAAGAGGGCCCCGCCUGCUGGGAUGUGUGCAGAGCCGGAGGGGCCCGCGGGGCCCCGUGGACCUGCAUUCGAGGACAAGAGCUCGCCCUUCCUCCCUCCUGACCUGUUAAAAACUCUAGCAGACCUGGAGGAGGACGAGGAGCUGAUCUUUGCUAAGCCUCCUGAUUUCUUCCAGGCCCUGGCCGGCCCUCUUAGCUCUGCUCCCGGACCAAAUAUCUUUCUGCCCAGCCAGAGCAGGAUGGAGAGCAGCCAGGAGGCCGUCAGCCAGCCGUCCUCUCUGCUGCCCAUCGCCGGCUUCCCCAUGCAGGAUUUCACCCAGAACAGCAUCUUCAGUCAGGCGUACGGUAAAAACCUGCCGCCCAGCUCCAAGGCCGACGCUCCCAUGAUGCAACAGGAGCCCUCCCUGUACUCCCUGUUCGAGGGAAACCCCUGGUCCCCCUCCCUCCCUGCCAGCUCAGACCACUCCACCCCGGCCAGCCAAUCCCCUCACUCCUCCAACCCCAGCAGCCUGCCCUCCUCCCCCCCCACCCACAACCACGGAGCCGCGUCCUUCUCCAACUUCGGGCCCAUAGGCACUCCGGACAGCCGGGACCGGCGGGUCGUGGACCGAUGGAAAGCCGAGAAACCGGGGACCGGCUUCGGCCUGGACUUCCUCCCAGCUGCUGCCUCCGCCGUGGCGCCCGACUCCAGCUGGCACCAGGCCGGCUCGGCGGGGAGCUCCUGGACCAAUCAGGAGUCUCCCAUGGAGGAGUCGUCCUCCACCGUGCUGCUGGACAGCCUGAAGUCCAUCUGGUCCAGCUCCAUGAUGCAGCCCGGCCCGUCGGCGCUGGAGCAGCUCCUCCUGCAGCAGAAGCAGAAGCUGCAGCGAGGUCACGGCGCCAUGAACCCGCCGCACUGAAGGGCAGCGCGAGGCGGCGCUUUUGUCUGGACGAACCACCAGGAGGAACGGAGAGAACCAAACACACAAAAAAUUAAAGCGGCGAGGAGCGGUGGAGGCUGGGGAGGCGACGCGACGCGACCCCCCGACGAGGCUCAAUCACCACCCCACCCCUCUCGGCUGUUCGAGGAGCGGUGGCGCCCGCAUCGGAGGGCGACCGCGGUGCCACGCCGCCGCCGGCUUCCUUCGACCGGCGGGAACCUGAACUUUGAGGAACCCCCCCUGCAACACCUCGGACCCCCUGAUUCAGACGGACGCCCCCCCUCACCCAGAAAUCUGGUUUCUUCUUGGGAAAACGGCUGGAGCUCCUGGACGUCUGCUUGGUCCUGAGGCAGACGGGGGGCGAGGGCGGCCUGGUGUUCUGGUUUAAGGGGAGGCCAGGUGGAGCGCCGGGGGCGGCAACCAGACUGGACUUUCUGACUCUCCUUUCAUUUUCAUUGGAGUGACGGAGGAAGAGGAGGAGGAGGAGGAGGAAGGCUCUUUAAAUACCUACUGAUUAUAUAUGGGUGUAGCUGCUCUGUGGGGGCUGGUGGGCUGAACCAGGGUUCACACACCUGACUGCGGCGCAGUGGGCGGGGCUUAGCGCGGCCCAGUAGUGUUACUGUUAGCUUACAGAGAUUCCAGAUAAUAACUGAAAAAGAAAAAACUGUAUUUUGUGAUUUGUUUGUAGCAGUUUUAGCUUCUCACCCUCCAGGUGAACGGCGUCAUCCGUUAGCUUCCUGCUUGAAUACUUCCGGGGUUUCCUGCCUCUACCUGACGAAGAAAAAAUACUCCAGGUGUGACCUGCUUGCUUACUGAACCUGCAUCUGCUCCUUUACUUUCUGUUCCUGUUCUGCCUCGUUUUAGUAGCAGCUGCUGUGAGUCCGGUCCGCCGGGCCGCCGGUCCGCCGGUCCACCGGGCCGCCGGUCCACCGGUCCACCGGGCCGCAGCGUCUCGCUGACCACCAAAAACACAAAAGCUUCAGUCAGGCUGCUUUAGAAAAGAGGAGGAAAUUAAUCGCAUGAUGUGAACAAAAUGGUUUGAAAAGCUUCCCUGAUCAGAUCCUGUUGGAGUUUAUUAGAAAGUUUCCCAAAACCAGGAGAUUCAUGUUUCAGCUAGAAACUCGGUUUAGAUCCAGGAAGAUCCAGAAUCGUAAAACAUCAACAGUUUUUGUCCUGAUUAGACGAUCCAUGUUUUAAUAUCUUCAGCCUGUGAGCUCAACAGCGACAUCUGGUGGACAGAGAUGAACUCUGCAGCUGCAGUCAGUGUGAUUUUAACGCAGUCAGUCAGGAUUGCUGCUUGUUCUGGUUCUGGUUCUGGAUCCUUGGAGAAACGUUUCUAAGUAGGAUGAAGCUCUGAGACGCCAGCAGGAUAAAAAACCUAAAAGCUUUCAGACGUCUGCAGCUGUUAUCGUUUAAACAUCACUCUUUAUUUAACUGUUACAGUAUUGUAAAUAUUCAGUUAUGAAAAAAUGAGGUGCAGUUUUUGUCACGUGACUUUUCGUUUGAAAAUAUCUAAAAAAUAAUCAGAUGAUCAGACGGUUCUGAAAGCUCAGCGGAUCAUUAAUUAUUGAUCUGCUGAGUCUUUUUAUUGAAGUGAUUCUUUCAGUCUGAACAGUUCCAGGAACCAUCAGGAAUAAUGUUUGAUCAGUUUGUUUUCUGCUCGCUUCGUUUUAAAGUCCAGCUGAAAUCACCUGGACUUUAGGUUUUAAUCUGAAGUCCUGAAAGUUCUGCAGUUCAAGGCUCGGUUCAUCCAGUCAGAGCGGACCCGGUUGGAUCCAGUUGGACCCGGUUCAGACCAGCGUUCAGCUACUCUCUUGGAAACAAACCUUGGGAGGUUUUCUUCAGACUUUCUGUGAUCGUGCUUUUCAUGUUGCUUCCUCUGAAGACGAGCCGACCUGAGGACGAAGGCCGUCAGAGGAACGGGUCCAGAACUGGUUCUGGACCCGUUGGGCUGGAACGUCAGCCUGCUGUUCUGGUUCAGGUCUGACCUUUGACUUCUUGUGUUUGCCUCUGUAGACCUUCAGAUUUGCUGGAAUUAGCCUUUAAAUAAAUGUCGACUGUGUUUUCCCUCGA